AUGACAACUAAUGAUAAUAUUAAGCCGUUAGUCGAUAGGAUAUUGAUGAACCCGUUACAAUUUAUUCAAGUAGCAAAUGAUACUGAUACAAAUAAAGGAAGUGGUGUAAGUUCUGAAACUAUUAAGAAUACUUCAUAUAUAGUAAUCGGUAAAGGGAAGUCUAACGGGAUCGAAAAUAAUAACGUGGAUCAAAAAGCCGAUAAUAUUAAGGUCCAUUCAGAAAAUAAUGUUGUCAAAGAAUCUGAAAAGAUUGUAAAACCUAAAUCUAUGGCAGAGGCAUUAGCUAUGUAUAAUAAAUCAGAUAAAAAGACUAAUAAGAAAAGAGCAGGAAAGAAAUUGUCUUUGACUCAAGAUGAUUAUGACAAUAAUUUAGAUGAUAACAAUGAUAACGCGGGGAAUAAUGUCCAGAAUUGUGAACCUGAUUCUAAUAACUUCAGUGAAGUUGUCAUUAAAAAAGACGCAAAUCAGUUAAAUAUGGAAAAGAAUAAUGAGGAUAAAGAAAUAGAAGAAAGCGAUGAGGAUGAUAUGGAUUAUCAAGAUGAGGAAACAGAUUCCGAUGAUUUUUCAGAUUCGGAUUCUAUGUCAUCAAAUGAUUCAAUCGAUAAGCCUAUGUCCCACACACAACACAAUAAUAUGAUGGAAGAAGAUGUUGGGGAAGAUGUAGGAGAAGCACUUGAAAUAAUUAGAAAGGAAACCACAGUGGGGAAAGGUGUAAAUAGUAAUAUUAGUGAAGAUGAUGAAGACAGUAAUGGAAAUGAUAGUGAUGAUAGCAAUAAUGAAGAAGUAGAAGAGGAGAAACAGGAGGACAAGAACGAGAAAAUAAAUAGAAAUGAUAAAGUAUUGGAGUCUGAAAGAAUUGGUUUUUUGGAAGAAUCCAUUGUCUAUGAAAUUGAAAAAGAAAAGAGAAAAGAGAAUAACCCAUGUGACGCUGCUAUACAGAAAUAUAAUGAAAAUAUUACUUUCGAGAAUAUGAAACAGGAUGAUGAAGAUUUAAAACAUAAAUUGCCAUUUAAUAAAAGAGAGGAGGUGGCUAAAUCAAAUGCUGAAUUGGAAGGUUUUUACCAAUUUAAUGAGAAUAUUGCUGAUGAAGGUUCUAUAUUGCCAUCUAAAAUAAUCAAAAAUUGGGGUGCUGAAAUGUCUGCCUUAAAACCCCGCGGAUUACUGAAUCAUGGAGUAACAUGUUAUACAAAUGCUGCAGUUCAGGCUAUGUUACAUAUCCCUUCUGUUCAGCAUUAUUUAUGGGAUGUAUUACGUGGGAAGUAUGUCGACAUCAUUAAACCCACUUCAGUUACAAUGACCUUGGCUGAGACAAGUAAAAAAAUGUGGUUUCCUAAUGACAAAUUGAAGAAAAAAUUGUCUUCAUACAUUAAUCCAAAUAAAUUGAUUAAUAGAUUAGAGGAUAUCAAUUGUAUGAUGAGUGAAUGGCAACAAGAAGAUUCUCAUGAAUAUUUCAUGUCUCUGAUGUCAAGAUUACAGGAAGAUUCGGUUCCUAAGGGCCAUAAAAUGACAGAAUCUGUUGUUUAUGAUAUUUUUGGAGGUUUGCUAAAGCAAUUAGUUACAUGUAAGUCUUGUGGUGGUAUAUCUAAGACUGAACAGCCAUUUUAUGAUCUUUCAUUACAUUUGAAGGGGAAAAAGAGUGGUAUAAAUGAAAAUACAUCAUCAAACACUUCUAUAAAUGAUGAUUCCAUAGUUUCUCUAGUAGAUAGUAAGACGAAUUUAGUAAAUGAUAAAUCUAAUGAUAUAAAAGAUGAAAAUGUUUCUGGUUCAAUUUCAGGUAAUGAUAAGGACAUAGACAUUAGAAAACAUACAGAUAAUACUAAUCAAUCGCAACCAAGCAUAAGUAGAAAGUUUUCUAUUGAAAAAUCAAUUAGAGAUUUUUUUAGUCCAGAGUUGAUCAAAGUCGAUAAUGAACAAAAGGGAUAUGUUUGUGAAAAGUGUCAUAGAACUACAAAUGCUGUUAAACGUAACUCUAUUCUUCGGGCACCAGAAACUUUAUUAGUGCAUUUGAAAAAGUUCAGAUUUAAUGGUACAUCAUCAUCUAAGAUGAAACAGGCAGUUUCGUAUCCAAUGUUUUUAGAUUUAACAGAAUAUUGUGACAAAGAAUCUAUUCCUGCUGGUAAAAAGCAAUUGCCUCUCAAAUAUCAAUUAAUAAGUGUCGUAGUACAUGAAGGUCGUUCCUUGUCGUCUGGUCAUUAUAUUACUCACUGUAAGCAACCAGAUGGUUCAUGGGCCACAUAUGACGAUGAAUACAUUAACAAAAUCACUGAAAGAGAUGUUUUGAGAGAGCCAAAUGCAUACUACUUGAUUUAUACCAGAUUAACGCCCAAGAGUAUAAAAUUAAAAGAUACCUUACCAAAAGAGAAAAUUGCUGGUUUACCGUACAUUAAAAGUAAAAAUAAUAAGAAUGGCAAUACUGAUAAAUUCAGAGGUCAAAAUAAUAACAAAAAUUCUACUAAUAUGAAUUCAAACAUAUUGUCCUUAGCUAAUAAUAACAAAGGCCGUAAGAAGUGGAAGAAAAAUAAAAAACGUAAGUUAAACAAAUAA
Messenger RNA from Arxiozyma heterogenica, 2544 nucleotides. It is a transcript of the gene UBP10, whose product is annotated as ubiquitin-specific protease UBP10. Gene Ontology annotation, molecular function: cysteine-type deubiquitinase activity. Bases 1 to 2544 code for a protein of 847 amino acids. NCBI's taxonomy places the organism in Eukaryota, Fungi, Ascomycota, Saccharomycetes, Saccharomycetales, Saccharomycetaceae. The record is from RefSeq and is a predicted model, not a curated record. The transcript has a single exon. Gene Ontology annotation, biological process: protein deubiquitination.